AGUACUUGAAAACAGUUUCAGUUUGAAAGAAACGCGUAGUUAGUCGGUGCGUUGCGUGUUCGUACGUGUGAAAGUUCAGUUAUUUGUGAAAAAUGGAACCUCUAUUCCAAUUAAACAUUGAGAAUAUCGAUAUUUUGCUCGUGAACACGAAAGAGAGGUUAAUGCUGCACGAUGAAUAUUCUCAGAUCACAUGUAUCGAACGAAUAUCCAACUUAUUCAAAAGUAGUGGCGCUGCGAACACAGAAGCGGCACUUUCAAAGUUGAUCAAGUUCGACAUACUCUCAACUAUAUUCGAACUUCUACAAACUUCCAGUGAUCGUCUACUUACAUGUAUUCUCAAUUUUCUGGACUUGGUAAUCGUAUAUCGAAAGUUUUACGAAAGUCACGUAGCCACAGACGCCAUGGACUCCAUCUUGAAAGUGACAGUUUGCGUCGCAAAGUCUCGUUGCAAAGAAACCGAACUAUUAGAGAAACUUAUUUCAAUCAUUUACGAUAUACUUCACAGAGCGGUAGAAUUUCACGUGAAUUUCGACGUUGUUUGCGUACCACGGCAAGUAUUGAUGCUCUUGAAAUCUUUGAUCUUGGAAGAUUCUUGGAAUCAAAAGAUAAAGUUCUCAUCCGUUACGUUAUUGAAUCUUGUUCUUGAAAAUGUUAACGCUGAAGACGAAUGGGAUGAUGGGGUAUAUGAACUGUGCCACAAAGCUCUCAAUUUCAUGAAAGAGAUCGUCGAGUAUAGCGACGACGACGUCUCGAUUUCGUUCGCUGCGGAUGCAUUGUGCGCUGUUUGCGCCUCUGUCACACGAUUAUGCGUCGCGGAAGACGAUAGUCAAGAAUCGUUCAAUAAAGUUUCGAAACUUAAAGCAACGACGCUGAAGACGAUUCGCAUCGUAAUGAUGAACACGUUGGUACCUUACGUUAAGACCGCGGAGUCAAAUGAAACGGACAGGGUCAAAUUCCAUAGGAAUCUCGUGACUUGUCUGAACAACCUUUACAAGCUGAGCAAUAGCUGCGGCCGCGACAACUUGUCAAACCACUUGACCGCCAACGGAUAUCUCAAGUAUUUCUUGCUAUUAACUACCAGACUUCCAGAAAUUUUACGACGUAGCAUUUGCCUGCUGUUAUCGCGGAUCAUAGCAAACUUAGCUGAUAAAUCCAUGCCAGUCUACCGACCUAUCAAUCGAGAAAUAAGCUUCGAAUAUCUAAUACACCGAGGACUGGUGGAUCUACCAAAAGAUACUAAACAAUGGGAGAAUAUCAUAGCUCAUGAUCGAGAAAACAGAGCAAUUGCAUUAAUGACGUUGGUUUACUAUCACUUCCACGGAACCAGGGAGACCUAUAUGAUAUGCUUGAAAUUGCUGAUCGCGAGGACUGUCAAUCUCCCUAAAUCCGAGCAGACACCGGCGCAAAUUUUAAAAGUUUUAUGGUUUCUGUUUGCUGUCGCGUCCGUAUCGCAUCCAUCACCGUGCUCGGAACAGGAUUACGACAGAGCCGUGAAACGAUUGGCAGCUGCGUUGCAAUAUUCCAACCUGAACGACUGUUACACUCAUCACAUAGAUCUGCUAAAUUAUUGCUUGAAUUGCCCUGAAUUCCCAAAGGAUCUUCGGAACAGAGCGAUGGACUUGUGGUUGAUCGAGUCUGAUGGAGACAUCAAACCGUUGCUGACCAUAGAUUGCGGGAAAGUUGUGCAACACUAUCUAAUGCUUGUCAUACAAACUGGAUAUUCGGAUAAGAUAAUCAACUUAGCGAUGAAAGGAAUUAGAGAGAUGAUACGCCUGGAUAAUGCCAAGGAAAUUGCAGAGAUUGCUUGGCACAUGUUGCCUAAUCUUCUUUCUACUUAUCAACCAUCCAAAGACGAGCAAGUGAAAGCCGUGUUAGAAUUAAGCAACGUAUCCAUCCCGAGCUCAUUAUCAUGGAUCAUCAGGAUUCGAUGCGCAGAGAGUCUCAUGGCGAUUAUUCUACGCCGGGAAGCGGACUUGAAGCUGAGGACAUUAGCAAUAUUGCAUUCGUACGCGUUGCUGGUCACGUCCGCGACGAUUAAGUCAUUCACGAUUCUCGAGAAGUAUUGCACAACGCCGAGCUUUUUGGAGGAGUUGCUCGUUCAAGGUUUCUCUUUAGAAACGCCAGAAUUGUCCGCUGUCUGCUUGAAGCUUCUCGCGUUUAUCGUACACUGUCAGGAGAAAUCGUCGAUACAGCGUGAUAAGCCGGUGACGAUUGACGUGCAGAGCUUAGCCGAUUUGCUGUUAAAUACGAGGAGGGCCGUGCACUCGUCGAUCAAUGGAAUGCAACUCGCGCUGGAACUUUUAACUCAAAAUAUUGACGGAUCGCCUGUCAGGCUGGACGAGAUCCCAGCCGAUCGGACCGAGGGUGUGAUCAAUCUUUACGAGACCCUUCAUAUCGUUCACGAAAGAAGUGACCCAACGCAAAGAGACAUUGUGUACCAGUGCCUCCAAGGCGUCCUGAAAUUUUGCCAUAAGCACACGAAACUGCUGAUGUACCAUAUCUGCACGCUGAUGAGCAACUAUGAUAUCGUAUCUAGCAUCCUGCAGACACGUCACGUAACCUACCAUUUUCUGGAUUUCGUUUCAACCUGGCUUCGCUAUCGCAGAAGGUAUUGCACCGACGAAGGACCAUGGAACGCGAGAUCUCUUUGCAAGACACCGUUUGAAGAGACUUUGGAUCGGAUCAAGAGCUACGUUAACACUGCAAACGAUUCAAGAAACGACGCGGCGUUCCAUAAUCUUGUCUACGCGAUUUCUGCCAGCCUCGUCCUAUCCGGCUUUCCUUCCUGCAGUCAGCACAUGGUGCAGACAGGCAUGGCUGCGCCCUACGGUGGGGGUGUCUUCCCCCCGCCGGUAAAUGGCGUAGCGGGUGUCGUUGGAGCGGCUGGUGCGGCCGGUGAGGUGAAACCGCCACCCCCGGUGCCAGUGAAAGAAGACAACAGUGGCGCACCCCAACAGCCACCACCCAGCGGUCCUCAAGUUCCACCACCGGCUGGUGCCCCACAUCCUACCGCCCCCGGUGCCCCAACCGCGGCCAGCUUCAGUCCGCCUCCGCCACCAAACGGCGUCGAUCAACAGGCUAUUUCGGAGGUGUUUCAGGCAGCAGUGGCGGCCGCGGCAGCUGCAGCUGCAGGAGGAGGUGGCCAGCAACCAGCACCUACACCCGCUGGCAACGAAACCAAUCCUGAGGGCGCCGUCGAAGGCAGCGCUUUAGUACCUGUCACUUCAGGUGCAACUACACCUGCGACAGCGACACAGGGUUCCGAUCUAAAAGGUCAACCAAAACGCCUUCAUGUCAGCAAUAUACCUUUCCGUUUUCGAGACCCUGAUCUCAGGGCAAUGUUUGGGCAAUUCGGGCCAAUCCUCGACGUGGAAAUCAUAUUUAACGAAAGGGGAAGCAAGGGAUUCGGUUUUGUAACAUUCGCAAAUAGUGCUGACGCGGACCGGGCACGUGAGAGGCUACACGGCACCGUGGUUGAGGGCAGAAAGAUUGAGGUGAACAACGCGACAGCCAGGGUGCAGACAAAAAAACCACCGACGGUACCCAACGUAUGCGUACAGUGGCCAGAGGCAGCGGCACUGAGAGGAGUUGCCAUCCAACGAGGAAGAGUGGGCGCUGCGAGAGCAGCCUUCCCGACCAGUGCAGCGGCGUUGGCUCUUGCCAGAAACCCAGGGCCGCUCGCAGCCGCGGCUGCGGCCACGGCCCUGCAUCCCUUCGCACCUGCCGUUUAUUACGACCCGUUCCUAGCUGCACACGCGGCGACACAGGAUCCCAACUACAGGCUACAGCUGGAAUGGCCUCAAGCAACAGCUGACGCCGCGGCAGCAGCAGCUGCAGCGUCACCGUUGCUGAAGACGCCCCUCUCGACAGCUCAGCAGGCCACCUACGCAGCUGCAGCGACCUACACGGCAGUGGCUGCGCGCGCAUACAGCGCAGCUGCAGCUGCGGCACAACCGGUCGCAGGAUAUGCCGCAGUCGCGGGUUACGGGCGUGAAUACGCCGAUCCCUACCUUGGACAUGGUAUUGGACCAGUAGCUGGCUAUGGGGCAACCGUGUACAGAGGCGGCUACAACAGGUUCACGCCAUACUAAGGAUCGUCAGAUAUCAGAGCGCGAGCCUUCCAAGUACACCGUUAUACUCAGCUGAACAUGACUAAAAUAAAAAGAAAUCGACACAAUCAUCAUCGUCAUCCGCCAUCGAUCACGAUUAGCCCACGAAGCGAUGCCUGGACCCUCCGCGCAUGCUGACGCUAGCCUUCUUCCUAGCACCGAUACGAAAUCAUUGGCUUCGGCUCUCGUCGACGCGGAACGAAAGCGUGUCUUUCAUCCUGAAAUCAUCCGGCCAUUAUGGACAACGUUCCAAUAAAGCCAGAACUACCGAGUCGACUACGAACGUGCCACGCAUAAGUAGGAGAAAAAUUUGAAAAUUGUUUUCGAAACGAGUACGUUAAAGUUACACACAGUCGAUCACAGGGAAAAUAGAAGAAGGAAACCCGUAGAGAAAAGGAAGAGAAAGAAAUUUGCUUAAUCGUUACAGACGAAAGAACGAUCGAAUGCAUUAAGCGACUGAUAGACGAAGAGAUAGAAGGUUAAAGAUCGAAGCAAGAUGAUAUAGAACACUCUGAAUUUAAAUUAGAUCGAAAGCGUGCUUCUCAGUUGGAGAUAAUUUUCGAUUGGGGUUGAUCGACCAGACGACAAAGGUCUGUCGAAGCGUCGUCGAACUUUCGAACUCUGAUCGAUAAUAAGAGGGUUGCGAGGAAGGACAGAAAUGUAUGGCAGACAGGGAAAUCGGUAAACUGAAUUAGCGGACAAAGGGGACAGAUUAAAUUGAGUUUUGUUGGAAACAUGUUAAACAUCCGAGCAAACGGUCGUAUCGAGCGUCUUAAGAAAAAUAUAAAUAUCCGGCGAAAAAUCAAAGUUACAAGUUAGAUGAAAUAGAAUCGAAACGUUCGAAAGCUGUUGAAAUUCGUGUGUAAAGGGAACGUGGCAUCGCGUCAUUAAACUAUCAGUUCGUAUCGGAGUUCGGACCCGGCAGCCAUUCCGACUUUACGAAGUUGAAUGACAAAGGGGCAAAUGUGUCGAAUCCAGGCGGUGUACGUGUAUAUAUAAUUGUGUAUAUACGUAUAUAUAAUAUAAGUAGAUAGAUAUAGAUAAUUGAUCUCUCUAGAAAUCAAUUGUAAUUAUGCAAUUCGUUGCUCGUGCACGUUUCUAUAAUCGUUCGGGAGAAACUUUUAAAACGCGACCCGGCAGGAAUUUUUAUCACUAACGAAACCGGGACUAUUUAGAUCACAUUACAAAGUUUACGUAUCAUCGCGAUGCGAUGUUAUUCAUUGAAAUCCAAAAAGAAUAAGAAGCAUUCAAUGGCAAAUAUGAAUAUACAAAGAAUUUUGUACAUAAUUCAUUGACAAUUCGCUAAACUAUAAAAACGAAAUCUGAAAUUAAGAAACGAGUAAUCAAUCGUUUUCUUUCGUGUCUCUUUUUUAAUAUUAUUACUAUUACUAUUAUUUACAUUCGUCCGUCGUAUGGACGAAAUUUUAUGUUUAAUUGCCUGCGUUAACAGGUAUUUCCUAAUCAUGAAUGACAAACACCAAUUAUCAAACGCGUGAUAAGACGUGCAAGAGGUAGAGGAAACUCUCGCUAAUGGCUGCCGGAAAGGAACUCUUCCUUCGUGUCGACGAGGUACACGCGACUUCCGGUGACAAACGCCACGCUCGUUAAUCGGCGAAGAAAAAUACGCGAGACCCUCUUUAGGUAGCUAGACAAGAUUUUAGAGGAGAGAAAACGACGAGAGCGACGAAGCAGUUACGCGUGACCGGUAGGGUUUCUAUGCCAAAUAUGUGUGUGUCUAUGUUGCGCGUGUGUGUGCGUAGAUUCGCGAAACGAACCGCAUCUGUAAAGAGUAGAAUAGUAAAUGUGGCUGAAGGGAGAGAGAGAGAAAAUCCCUUGAAUAACUUCUGACAAAAGCAAGAUUCUGGCAAACAGAAUCUAGUCAAAUCAGUCUCUACCGGUUCCUAAUCGAGAUUAUGACAAUGUAACGCAGCUUUUCUCCUAAUACUCACGGCCUUGUCGACGGCUCCAAUGGAAAAUGGAACGUGACAGCCUUCUUUUUUUUUUUUUCUUUUUAUAGUUAAUGAAAAUUACCUUUUAAGGAUGGUAAUCUUUGUUUGAAUUUUGUGAUGUUUGAAGCUCGUCGAUCGAGGUUUCUACGCUCUCUUAUUUUUUCUUUUAACUACUUUUUGGUGGAGGAAUUGGAAUAGAAAUUAAUUUAUGGUGUUAGUAAAACUUGGUCUCUAAUUCGAAUCUCUCCGAUUUGGAAUACUCUGAAUACGUGAAAUUGUCACUUGAUUCAUACAAAACGUGAAACUCUUUUGUACGAUGUUAAUCGACGAAACGAUUCCUAUUCCUCGAUGAACUAAGUGUUCGCGUACGAAUAGCAAUUUUCGUCCAGCAUUACGAUAUUCGUUUGCAAAAGAUAGACACAUUGUAACGGAGCUCGAGUGAUCGAGGGCGCUGAAAUUGAUAGACUGAUCCUUUGAAUUCUUAUGCGAUCUUUUGGACAGCUUUCGCAGAGAGCUAUUAGGUUCCUUAUGUGAUAUUUCCAAUAUUAUUUCUCGACUAGAAAUUAACUACAGCUAUCGAGGAUAUGUUUUACUGUUCUACGUAGAGAACUAAACUCAUUUACAUAUAUAUAUAAACAACAUAUAUAUGUGUGUAUAUAUAUAAUAUGUACACGUAUGUAUACACGUUAUUUUUUGCAUUUUUCAUUUCAAACGACGAACGAUGAUUUCGUUCAAGUUUAAAGUUCCUCGGAUUUCUACCGCAUUCUCGAUCACAGAAUCUGAUUUCUCGAUCGGUCGGAAAAAUCGUUUUUUGCUAAACGUAAUCACAAAGGCAAACGAGAGAGAAUUAUAGAACGAAAAAGAGGGAGGGAGAGAGAGAGACUCACACACACACAGAGACACACAUAAACACAGAGUACUCCGAAGCAGAGAGUAAAAAGAAAAAAGAAACGCGAUAGGGAAAUGGUACGCACAUUGAGCCGAGUGAGUGAUAAUCCAUGUUGAACAGAAAAAAAAAAGUUCUAGUUAAGUGGAGAUUUAUCGUAAUAAAUAUAUACAUAUAUAUAAAUAAACAUAUAGGUAAGUCGUUGCGUGACUCAACGUGGAGCGUAAGUGAGGAGGAAUGCGAGUGGCCACGAGUGAAUGAACUUGAGUGUGAAAGGGAGACAUAAAAAGAAACUGAUGAGGAAGAAAGAAACGACGAAACGUGAGGAACAAAAUGGUGAAGGAAAAGAAACGCGAUGGAUAAGGAGGGUGGGGGUUGGGGCAAAGUAUGACACAAAGAGUCGUGUUAAAUAGCCAAAUAUGACAAAGAUGUUCUUUUCUUUCUCUUUUUUUUUUUUUUUGUUUUUUCUUCUACUUCUUCUAUUGUAUUUUGUUCUUUUUUUUCUACUUAGAUAAAAAACGCGACAGCAGUAGUUAAACUAACCGACGUGCUUAAACGCGACGUAGUUGGUUUACUGUCGUCGAGUAGAUUUUAAAGCUCUAAUCUAUCGUUAGGAUAAUUGUCUAGGCUAGGAAGAGAGGCAAAACGGCCGGUAAUUGUUUCUCGAACCGAAAUUGGCCGCUAAUUAAGAAGAUACGUAUUCUCAUUCUCAUUUUUUCGUUUUUCUUUAUUUUUUAUUUUUGCGUGUGCGAACGCCAGUACAUGUAAAUAACGUAAUUAGGGAUCGACUGUGAUCGAUUUCGUCGAGCACAAAAGAAGGGAAUAAGGAGCUAAACCGAACAAUUCAGAACAUACUCAUUGAUUCUUGUAACGUUAAAUUAACGAGCGUAGAUUUUAAAGGAGAGAAACUGUAGAAACGAGGCGAAGCGAAAAAUAAGCGAUGAUAAAGGAAACACAAGAUAUAUGCUAGUGAUGCACGAGAAUGAUAAUGUUCGAAGAAGCGAGAACGAAAGGAUAGUUCUUGGGAAUUCUCUGUUUGACCGCGAGAGACAUUCCCAGCAUCGAAAAGAGACUCUUUACUCUUCGAACCUUGGUCGCUUAUUCGCGACUCGUUCCUCUCGGAACGAACACAUUUUUCAUAUACGUAAAGCUCUCGAGAUUCUGUGUGCUCGAAAAUGAUAUAUCGAUAUUAAAAAGGAAUACUACGCUCUUGAUCGUGUUCGUUCGCUGAGGAACACGCGCCAAAAGCGGAGCAACUAAGCAAGAAAGAUCUAUCCCUGUAUAUUGUACACUGUAAUUACAAUUUAUACUUACUCGUAAUCGAUACCUUUAUCGGUAGGCUAUUACAACUAGUGGCUAGCGUAAGUCAAGCUCAAAUCUAGGCGAGACCCACCGUCUUCGCGUCUUUAUUCUUCGUCACGAGUGCACAACUCCCAUCUCCCGAUAUUCCUCCUCUUGUUCCGGACUUUUAUCGUUUUCUCCAGCGUGUUCUCCGAUUGCGUACGCAGGCCUACCGUACACGAUUCCCGUUAUAUUCACGAUUCACGUCGUUGAGCUUACAUUUUUCAUUAAUUUCAUUUCACUUUCCACUGUGAUUCUUUUCUUCGGUUGCUUAUUAGCUUUGUUCGUAAAACGUCAUUGAUACAAAUAUUCCUGGGCAUCUCGCGAAAUUAAUAACGCGUCCAGGCGAUCGACGGAUCGUGCUCUAUAAAUAUAAUUCAAUUGUAAAGCCGAUUAAUUUAGAUUCGAUUUAGUUGUAGUAGUUUGUUUCUUCGACUCCGGCAUCCCUUGGGGUGUUUCGUGAAACUAAUCAUUGGAACGAGUUCAGUGCAUAGAAACGAUAGAAAGAUCCGCGAUCGAUAAUACGUUUUAGUGACAGAUACUCGAGAUGACUAUUUUAGAUUCGAACACGACUUUCUUAAAGAAAGGUUGACUGUAAAUAAUCACGUGAGCACCGAGAAAACCUACUUCUAUCGAUUCUAUGUACUGAACUCGAUCUUCCUAUAUUCGCCACAUUUUGCGAAACACCUUCAAUAUUUAUCUAUAGGAAAAUUUAUCUAUAUACAGAAUAAUGAAUCAAUCGUUGUACAAAGAGGAAUUUAAUGAAAUUAGAGGUAGCCAGAAACACGAAUAGAUUAGAAUAGUAUCUGUUUCUGAGUCUCUUAGAAGAAUCGAGCAUUUGUCUCGACGAUAGAACCACAGAUACUAGUCUUCUUCAUACUUCUAGAAACUAACUUAUAAUAUUCGCCAAACAAAAAAAAAAAAUCGUGCUUCGGCGUAGAAUCCUCUCUUCGUGAAUUGUACAAAAUAAAAAAGGAUCUGCUAAUAACUGUAAUUUUAACACGCACGAUUCGAUCGUCGAACGCUUUGGACGAAUCUAUGAAAUUCGAAUUAAAAAAUAUUAUAAGUGAAUGAGAGAGAGAGAAAGAGAGAGAGAGAGAGCGAGAGAGAGAGAGAGAGAGGAAGACAAGCCAAAUAUGCGAGGUAGAACGUCAAAAUUUCAAAUUGGAAAAAGCACAGUCGACUAAUUCGUCCCAUUUGUGCCCACGUGUCAUUUUUACGUUCUCCUUUUACGUUGAUCCGCGUACGUUCUCGAGUGCUAGCGGAUAAAUCGCAUUGUAAAAUAAUCCAAUACGAUCGAUACGCACCGUAACGUUAUACAUAUAUAAAUAUAUGAUUCUACUCUAAUUAUUAUUAAAGGCAGUACCGUAAACGGGAUUUUUAAAGUGAAUCUAGAUGACUACAUGACUUACGUAAACGACACAUCUUUACGAGCAACAUAUCCUAGCGUACUAGGCGGCGUCGUGGCCAAGUUCAGCUCGAAAUCCUCGUAGAUCCUUCGCUGACGAGAUAUUUGCGAUUCGUCUACGCGACAACGCACAUUUCCGCUCUCUUAUUCCGGAAACUCUCUGGUGUCGUCCUUCCGCAAUAUACCGGGGACACAUGAAAAACGCGUGGUGCCGAAUACACCUUGGAGGCCAGCAUCUUCGAGGAUUUCGAGCACGACUCUCAUGGCCAUCUUCUUUUUUCGAAUUAUCGCGAGGCAAAGACAGAAAAUGAACGACAAGUGAGAAAAAGAAGAUAAGAAGAAAAUUAACAAGUAAGGGAUGUUCCAUGACAUUAGGGCGUUAUUACGGUAAUAAGUCUAACUUCUUAGAGUCGUGAAUGAGUGAAUGAUAUUAUGAAGAGACGAUAUGUGUCCGUGUAUCGUGUGCUGAAUGAGCGUGAUGAUGCUUUUGGACCUCGUCGAAUCGCCGCGACGAACACAGAGAAUAGAGAACUCUCGGACGUAUUUGUUUCUAGGGACGAAAUGAGAAUAACUGGAGCGAUUAAGUUAAUUAGAGGAUAGAAUGUGGAUGGAAAUGCGCGCGAUUCGAUGAUAUACAAAAUGGAGGGACGAUAGAGAUAACGUUUCGACAAACGAGGAUACCAGUUAAAAACAGAAAACGUGGAUAAAAAAAAAAAAAAGAAGAAAAGAAAGAAUGAAAUUUAAUACAAACUAGAGAACAUCGUAAAAAGAGCUAAAUGCCACCUGUUUUUUCGCUUUUCUCGCAGUGUAAACGGAUUCGCAACGGGAGACGCGUGCGAAUCGUCAUUUGGUUUCCGGCUGCGAAUCCAACUCCGGAGGAAAUAAAAAGAAUAACGCUAAAGCGAGCGUAAAUGACUUUUUGCGCCAAGAAAAAUGCAGAAGAGUUGAGCGUUAGCAUAUUCACGCAUCCGCGGAACACACAUUUACACGCGAUGGAAAUUCGACGACGAGGAAGUAAUCUAUGAAUCUGCAGGAAAAGAAAGCAAAAAAGCAAAAAAAAAAAAUAAAUUAAUUAAAUAAAUAAGAAUUAAUUAUAACGAAACGUCAGGUACAUGAAGUAACAAAAAAAAUAUAUACAAAAAAAAAAACAUGUCGAGAGAACAAGGAUACGGUCAACUCGAAAACUUUAGUUGCAAAAUACUGAUAGGAGUACACGGGGUGUCUUACGGAACACCUUUAUCAUUGUCUGAUUUGAUGAUAUUUUGUAAGUCUGGACCAGUUGUUAGGUUCUUAUUACUCCCAUAGCGACUUCUUAUGGCGUAUUUUCUCUGUAUAUUGUCAAUGUUUAUUAUUAAAUAUUUUUCAAAUAAAA
Messenger RNA from Bombus pascuorum, 11065 nucleotides. RefSeq lists its product as uncharacterized. The record is from RefSeq and is a predicted model, not a curated record. The transcript is spliced from 26 exons. NCBI's taxonomy places the organism in Eukaryota, Metazoa, Arthropoda, Insecta, Hymenoptera, Apidae. Gene Ontology annotation, molecular function: mRNA binding. Gene Ontology annotation, biological process: regulation of alternative mRNA splicing, via spliceosome; nervous system development. The coding region runs from base 93 to 4091 and encodes 1332 amino acids. Gene Ontology annotation, cellular component: cytoplasm; nucleus.